Molecule: messenger RNA, 975 nt
Organism: Cottoperca gobio
Lineage: Eukaryota; Metazoa; Chordata; Actinopteri; Perciformes; Bovichtidae
Gene: tspan10
Product: tetraspanin 10
Exons: 3
Coding region: 1-975 (324 amino acids)
Cellular component (GO): plasma membrane
Source: RefSeq, a predicted model, not a curated record
AUGAGGAGAUAUUUGGUGAUAAAAAACAUUUGUUUGCCGUGGUCGAGGAGGGACACCACGCAGAAUGAGUCCAGUCCGCUCAUACCGAAGGAAAACUCCGCAAAAGAGGACGCUGAGGAGCUAAGCAAUGUCUCUACUGAAUUUCACCAAGCCGAGCCAAACAAUGGAGAAGACAACAGCACCCAACCCCACUACAGAUAUUCUUUUAUGGACUAUUUCCUGAAAUACUUCCUGUUCCUAUGCAAUCUGGUGUUCACAGUUCUGGGCCUGGUGGUUCUUUGUCUGGGGAUGUGGGGCCUCAUCAGCAAAGAGUCGUUUGCUCAGGAGAAGAUCGGAAGUAUCGGCACUGACCCAAUGCUGAUACUUGUGACUAUGGGCUUCGUGCUGACUUUGCUCUGCCUGUCGGGCUGUGUGGGCGCCUUAAGAGAGAACUGCUCUUUACUGAAGCUGUUCUCUGCGGCGGUGUUGGCGCUCAUCACAGCCCAGGUGCUGGCCGCCAUUGUCGCCUACAAUCUACAAGAUCAGAUUGGAGGCUACCUGCGGUCAGGGAUGUUAGCUGCCAUGGUGCACUACCAGGACGAUCUGGAUCUGAGGUUCAUCACGGACGAGAUUCAGUCUAAUCUGCAGUGCUGUGGGGCAGACGACUACCGUGACUGGGAGCUCAACAUAUAUUACAACUGCUCAGCUCCAGGAGUGUUGGCCUGUGGCGUCCCCGCGACGUGCUGUUUGGAUCCUUUGGAGAACGGCACAGUGUGGAACUCUCAGUGUGGUUUAGGAGCCCAGCUGCUGGAUGAGUUUAGUGCUCAGAGCGUGAUCUUCCUCGGCGGCUGUCUGGGGGGAAUCUCUCGCUGGAUCGAGCAGCACGAGGGCCUGAUAGGGACAGUUGGAGUCGUCCUACUGGGAGUCCAGAUUCUGACUCUGUUUAUCACAACACGACUGUUAGAAAGCAUCCAGUGGCAUAAAGUUUACAUAUAA